This is a messenger RNA of Caenorhabditis angaria, 4349 nucleotides long. The record is from the annotation of a GenBank genome assembly. NCBI's taxonomy places the organism in Eukaryota, Metazoa, Nematoda, Chromadorea, Rhabditida, Rhabditidae.
AUGUUGCGCGGUCGAGUUGAUCCGAAAAAAGAGGAGCAGGAGCGGUUGCAGGGUAUCCUUUUGGAUAUGUUGAAGGAGGAGGAGAAUAAAUAUUGUGCUGAUUGUCAGGCGAAAACUCCGAGGUGACUAAAUAUGCUGCAAUUUUGGGGGCGGGCCAGAAUUUCCACGUGUCAAAAAAUAUCAGAGAAAACUUGAGAAUCCUGAAAGCUAGAGAUUGAGACUUAACCAAGCCUAGACAAGCCUAACUAGGCCUAGAAAAAGCCUAACAACAAACCAAAACGUGGAUUUCUAUGACGUGGAAUAUCAUAGUAACCGCAAGCCACGCGGAUUACUAAUCCAUAGAGAUAAUUGCAAUCCACGUGGCCGCUAAAGCGGAAGACAGUGCCGCUGACGCGGAAGCUUGCGGUUCACACUCGCUUCGCUCGAAUAUCUUGGUUGUUCGAGCGAAGCGAGUGUAAACCGCAAGCUUCCGCGUCAGCGGCACUAUCUUCCGCUUCAGCGGCCACGCGGAUUGCUAUGAUCUCCAUGGCUUCCACGUCAUAGCAAUCCACGUGGCCGCUAAAGCGGCACUGUCUUCCGCUUUAGCGGCCACGCGGAUUACUAUGACUUGGAAGCCAUGGGGAUCAUAGCAAUCCACGUGGCCGCUGAAGCGGAAGAUAGUGCCGCUGACGCGGAAGCUUGCGGUUUACACUCGCUUCGCUCGAACAGCCAAGGUAUUCCGCAAUCUUCCGCGUCAGCGGCACUAUCUUCCGCUUCAGCGGCCACGCGGAUUACUAUGACGUGGAUUUCAGUAAAUCUUCAAGGUGUGAAGCUAUCCACGUGGCCGCUAAAGCGGAAGACAGUGCCGCUGACGCGGAAGCUUGCGGUUUACACUCACUUCACUCAACCCGAGCGCUGUGUGCGAGUGUAAACCGCAAGCUUCCGCGUUAGCGGCACUAUCUUCCGCUUUAGCGGCCACGUGGAUUGCGAAGUUGGCAGAGAUGCGGAAGCUAUGCCCAAUUUUUGAGAAAUUGCUCAAGCUUGCGGAAUAAGCCUACCCUGAAUUCUUCCAGAUGGGCCGCCUGGAACCUAGGAAUCUUCAUCUGCAUCCGCUGCGCCGGAAUCCACCGCAACCUCGGUGUUCACAUCUCCAAAGUGCGUUCAGUGAACCUGGAUAGCUGGACAGCUGAACAAGUGCAAACGAUGCGAGUGAUGGGAAACGAAAAAGCGCGCCAAGUGUACGAGCACGAUCUACCCGCCCAAUUCCGUCGUCCUACCACAGAUCACGCCAUGGAGCAAUUUAUCCGCGGGAAAUACGAGCAGAAACGAUACUUGUUGAGGGAUUUUGUGUAUCCGAGAGUGGAUGUCAAUGAUUUGCCAAAGAGUUUGGGAGGAGGAGGCGGAGGGGGUGCGGGAAGCGGAAGCGGAAAGAAGCAUCCGGUUGUGAGUAUUUCCGCGUUGGGAACAACGCAGAAUGGAGGAAGUGUAAGUUUUUGAAGAGUGUAGAUCGCAAGCUUCUGCUUUAGCUGCCACGUGGAUUACUAUGACGUGGAAACCAUAGAGAUCAUAGCAAUCCGCGUGGGACGCUAAAGCGGAAGACAGUGCCGCUGACGCGGAAGUUCGCGGUCUACACUCGCUCCGCUCUAGGCUCAAAAUUGACCAGAACUCAUGAAUUUCAGACUUUUUGAGUUUGAAAUUGCUGAAUUUUAGGGCGAAAUUCCCCAGCCUACCUCAAAAUUGACCCUAAAUUGAUUUUAGGCUGAAAAUGAGCAAAAAACCCCGCAUUUUCGUUCAUUUCCAGCCUAAAAUAAAUUCAGGGUCAAUUUUGAGCUGGACACUGGAAUUUUGCCCUAAAAUUCAGCAAUUUCGAACUCAAAAAGUCUGAAAUUCAUGAGUUUUGGUCAAUUUUGAGCUAGUUUCCACGUGGCUCGAGCGGAGCGAGUGUAAACCGCAAGCUUCCGCUUUAGCGGCACGUCAUAGCAAUCCACGUGGCCGCUAAAGCGGAAGACAGUGCCGCUGACGCGGAAGCUUGCGGUCUAAACAUUUUAUCGUGACCUAUGACGUGGCAAUUUUGGAAAAAUCCCCUCAUUUUCUCAUUUUUCGUAAAAAAUCAUGGAUUUUUUUCAGAAAUCCACCGCCGCCGCCCCAACAAUCUCGAAUUUGCUCGAUUUUUCCGAUCCAACACCAAAUUCGAAUUCGGCAGGAGGAAAAACGGCGACUAGUCAGAAUUUAUUCGAUGAUUUUGCUGGAUUAUCCAUGGUGAGCUUGAAAUCCAUGUUUUCUAGUGGUUUUCGACCCGCUGAACACUAUUCCGCUGGCAAAAACUGCAAAGCUCAACUCCUAAUAUGAGUUAUGACGUGGCAAAGUUGGGAAAUUUCGAAAAUUUGCAGCUUUAUGAGUCACAUAAAGCUGCAAAUUUUCGAAAUUUCCCAACUUUGCCACGUCAUAACUCAUAUUAGGAGUUGUGAUUUGCAGUUUUUGCCAGCGGAAUAGUCUUCAGCGGGUCGAAAACUACUAGAAAACAUGGAUUUUAUUCAAAAUAUCGAUUGAUGACGUAUUGAGCUCCAUGUUGGCCACGUGACGUGGAAACCAUAGAGAUAUAGCAUUCCACGUGGCCGCUGAAGCGGAAGAUAGUGCCGCUGACGCGGAAGCUUGCGGUUUACACUCGCUUCGCUCGAACAACCGAUAUUCGAGCGAAGCGAGUCUAAACCGCAAGCUUCCGCGUCAGCGGCACUAUCUUCCGCUUUAGCGGCCACGUGGAUUAUUAUGACGUGGAAACCAUAGAGAUAUAGCAUUCCACGUGGCCGCUGAAGCGGAAGACAGUGCCGCGGACGCGGAAGCUUGCGGUUUACACUCGCGCAGAGCGCUCGGGUCGAGCGGAGCGAGUGUAAACCGCAAGCUUCCGCGUCAGCGGCACUAUCUUCCGCUUUAGCGGCCACGUGGAUUGCUAUGAUCCCUUGCCACGUCAUAGCAAUUUGUUCCAGCAACCCGCCAACACCGCCGCUUCCAACGACGAUUUCGAUGAUUUCGGCUCAUUCGUCUCCGCCUCAACACAACAAAAAUCAGCAGAUCUUGUCGGAGGCUUCGCCGACUUCUCAUCAGCCCCAUCUUCCUCCUCAAAUCUCGCCGAUUUGACACAACUUCCCGUGUCAAAUAGUCAAGAAACGAGCUCAACAACAAAUGGAGGGAAAAAGAGCAAUGCGGAUAUUUUGUCGCUUUUCGGAAGCGCGGGAGCCGCAAACUCGGCGAGCCAUAAUAUUGUGGCUCCCGGCGGAUUUACUGCGUUUGGAUUGCAGGCCGCACCACAACAACAACAAGCACAAUCCAAUGAUUUGUAUGGUGGACUUGGUGGAAUUAAUUUUGGAGCAGCUCCUCAAGCACAACAACAAUUUGGUGGAUUUGCACCGGCUCCGGUUGUUUUCCAACAAGCUCCACCUCAACAAGCAUUCAAUAUUCCCAAUAAAUCGAAUGCUUUUGCUGAUUUGGCACUUGGAAAGGUGAAAAUUUGGGCAUAGCUUCCGCAUCUCUGCCAAUUUUGUUUUGAAAAUCCCGAAAUUCCGAGGAAAAUUGGGAUUUUCAAAACAAAAUCGACAAUUUUUCAAAAUUUGGGCAUAGCUUCCGCAUCUCUGCCAAUUUUGUUUUGAAAAUCCCGAAAUUCCGAAGAAAAUUGGGAUUUUCAAAACGAAAUUAGCAAUUUUUCAAAAUUUGGGCAUAGCUUCCGCAUCUCUGCCAAUUUUGUUUUGAAAAUCUUGGAUUUCCUAAUGAACGUGGAUUACUAUGACGUGGAAACCAUAGAGAUCAUAGCAAUCCAUGUGGCCGCUAAAGCGGAAGAUAGUGCCGCUGACGCGGAAGCUUGCGGUUUACACUCGCUUCGCUCGAACAACCAAAAUAUUCGAGCGAAGCGAGUGUAGACCGCAAGCUUCCGCGUCAGCGGCACUAUCUUCCGCUUUAGCGGCCACGUGGAUUGCUAUGAUCUCUAUGGUUUCCACGUCCACGUUCAUUAGGAAAUCCAAGAUUUUCAAAACAAAAUCGACAAAUUUCAAAUGUUUGCCAAAAAUUCAACAUACGAUUUUUAAAAAUCACCGUUUUUUUGCUGAGCGGAUUAAACUUUAUAGUUUUUGUUCACCAAAAAUCAUAAAAAAAUUGAAUUUCAGGUGAUGAAAACGAACUAUGGACAAAGUGCACUUUCAACACCAGCCCCAUCACGAAUUUCUCCACAAAUCCCCGCUCAAAAAACCGCGCCAAUCUCCACCAAUAAUGAUUUAUUCGAUAUGUUCGCCUCAGCCCCGCCCCCAACAACAACAUCACAAGCUCCGCCCACUUCUACUCAAACAUCAACCACAAAUUUUGACGAUUUGCUGAGCUUUUAA